Molecule: messenger RNA, 856 nt
Organism: Plasmodium cynomolgi strain B
Lineage: Eukaryota; Apicomplexa; Aconoidasida; Haemosporida; Plasmodiidae
Product: CYIR protein
Exons: 1
Source: RefSeq, a predicted model, not a curated record
AUUUUUAGAUACAUCUAAAACAUGGAGUGGUCUAUUUACUCAAUUCGAUGUUUCCUUACUUUUAAAUUAUUGGUUAUAUGAUAAAGUAACUCAUAUUUAUCGUGAUACAGAAAAUUAUGAAAUUAAUAUUGCUUUUAGUGCUCUCCAGUUGAUAUGGAGUACGUUUGACAGCACAAGAAGUGAAGAAUUAUACUAUAAAAAAUGUUGGCCUGAUCUCGGUAAGGUUCAUCACGAGGAUUGGGAAUAUAGAAAGAAAUUGUACGAUUUUUAUGUUGACUUUGAUAAACUUUUCGGAAUCGGUAGCACAUAUGAUAGCUUAUGCAAAGAAUAUUAUCAAAAAAUAAAAGAAAUGAUUCCUGUAUGUGCAUACUUUAAGGGGAAAUGUUUAACACCUGGAACAUACAGCUGUCCAGACAACUUUAAAAAAUGCGAAGAGAAGAAUCUUGAAACUGAGCUAAAAAAAUUACCAUGUCAUGUUACAAUUAAUGGUACAAGAGGUUCAACUUCACAGAUUAGUUCUUCGCAUCAACCUCCAGGCCACACAGAACGACCUCUAGAUCAUGCAGUUGUUCCUUCAGCCGAAUUUAAUACCCAGUUAGAAAGUGGAAAUUCCGGAAUUGGAACAAAAGUUACUCAUUCAUUUCUUGGUGCAGCUCCAGUUUUAUUAACUGCUACUGCAUUAUAUAGAGUAUGUACAUAUUUAAUAAAUAUAUAUCAAUGCAUUAUGAAUAAAUUGCAUUACAUGUACAACAAUAAUAAAUAUACUACAAAUGCCUAUUUAUAUUUUCUGAAUAAUAGUACACACCCCUCGGUUCCUGGAUUCGCAAGCUCCGUGGAGACAACACAAAUAGUAUGA